Messenger RNA from Calypte anna (Anna's hummingbird), 3656 nucleotides. It is a transcript of the gene CUL4A, whose product is annotated as cullin 4A. The coding region runs from base 44 to 2332 and encodes 762 amino acids. The record is from RefSeq and is a predicted model, not a curated record. Lineage: Eukaryota; Metazoa; Chordata; Aves; Apodiformes; Trochilidae. Gene Ontology annotation, biological process: ubiquitin-dependent protein catabolic process; protein ubiquitination; DNA damage response. Gene Ontology annotation, cellular component: Cul4A-RING E3 ubiquitin ligase complex. Gene Ontology annotation, molecular function: ubiquitin protein ligase binding. The transcript is spliced from 20 exons.
GCCCAGCGCCUUGCCCCGGCCGGACACGGCGCCCGGGGCGGAGAUGGCGGACGAGCCCCAGAAGAAGCCGCAUUUGACGGCCUUGGUGGGGCACACCAACGGGCUCACCAAGCCCGCCUCGCUGGCCGCCGCCACCCGCGGCGGGGGAGGGGGAGGCGCGACCGCCUCCUCCAAGAAACUCGUGAUCAAGAACUUCAGAGAAAGACCCAAAUUACCCGAUAAUUAUACUCAGGACACAUGGCAGAAACUUCAUGAGGCGGUGGGAGCGAUACAGAAUAGCAUUUCUAUUAAAUACAACCUCGAAGAGCUCUACCAGGCUGUUGAAAAUCUCUGUUCUUACAAAGUCUCUGCUACACUGUACAAACAGCUGCGACAAGUCUGUGAAGAUCAUGUGAAAGCACAAAUCCUUCAAUUUAGAGAAGAUUCUCUGGAUAGUCUUUUAUUUUUAAAGAAGAUAAAUAAAUGCUGGCAAGAUCAUUGCAGACAAAUGAUAAUGAUCAGAAGCAUUUUCUUAUUUUUGGAUCGCACAUAUGUACUUCAAAAUUCAAUGCUUCCUUCUAUAUGGGAUAUGGGGCUAGAAUUAUUUAGAAAUCAUGUCAUUAGUGACAAGCAAGUUCAAAACAAGACUAUUGAUGGAAUCCUCCUGCUGAUUGAACGAGAGCGGAAUGGUGAAGCUGUGGACAGAAGUCUGCUGAGGAGUUUGCUGGGCAUGCUGUCUGAUCUGCAGGUUUACAAGGAAUCAUUUGAACAGAGGUUUCUGGAAGAGACAAAUUGCUUAUAUGCUGCAGAAGGCCAGAGAUUAAUGCAAGAAAGAGAGGUUCCAGAAUACCUUCACCAUGUUAAUAAACGUUUGGAAGAAGAAGGAGACAGAGUAAUAACAUAUUUAGAUCAUAGCACACAGAAACCACUUAUUGCCUGUGUGGAGAAACAGCUACUAGGAGAACACUUAGCAGCUAUUUUGCAAAAAGGGCUUGAUAACCUGCUCGAUGAAAAUAGAAUAUCAGAUUUGACUCAGACAUACCAGCUGUUCAGCCGGGUAAAAGGUGGGCAGCAGAUCCUUUUGCAGCAUUGGAGUGAAUACAUCAAGAACUUUGGGACAACAAUAGUGGUUAAUCCUGAAAAGGACAAGGAUAUGGUGCAAGAGCUACUAGAUUUUAAGGAUAAAGUGGACCAUAUCAUAGAAGUUUGCUUUCAGAAAAAUGAAAAAUUUAUAAACUUGAUGAAGGAGUCCUUUGAAACAUUUAUCAACAAGAGACCAAAUAAGCCUGCAGAAUUGAUAGCAAAAUAUGUGGAUUCCAAAUUGAGAGCUGGUAAUAAAGAAGCAACAGAUGAAGAGCUGGAAAGAAUCCUUGACAAAAUUAUGAUCAUAUUUAGAUUCAUUCAUGGUAAAGAUGUGUUUGAGGCAUUUUAUAAGAAAGACUUGGCCAAAAGACUGCUUGUUGGAAAAAGUGCAUCAGUAGAUGCAGAGAAGUCCAUGUUAUCAAAGCUGAAACAUGAAUGUGGUGCUGCUUUUACCAGCAAACUGGAGGGCAUGUUCAAGGACAUGGAACUGUCAAAAGAUGUCAUGGUUCAGUUUAAGCAGUAUAUGCAGAACCAAAGUGACCCAGGAAAUAUAGACCUGACAGUAAAUAUAUUAACAAUGGGGUAUUGGCCAACGUAUACGCCUAUGGAAGUCCACUUAAAUUCAGAGAUGAUAAAGCUUCAAGAGGUAUUUAAAACUUUUUACCUAGGAAAACACAGUGGUCGAAAGCUUCAGUGGCAGACCACUUUAGGGCAUGCUGUCCUAAAGGCAGAAUUUAAGGAAGGAAAGAAAGAAUUUCAAGUAUCACUCUUUCAGACAUUAGUGUUGCUGAUGUUUAAUGAAGGAGAUGAAUUCAGUUUUGAAGAAAUUAAAAUGGCCACUGGUGUAGAGGACAGUGAAUUAAGAAGAACAUUGCAGUCUUUAGCUUGUGGAAAAGCACGAGUAUUGAUUAAAAAUCCGAAGGGCAAGGAUGUAGAAGAUGGAGAUAAAUUCAUCUUUAAUGGUGACUUCAAGCAUAAAUUGUUCAGAAUAAAGAUCAAUCAAAUCCAAAUGAAAGAAACAGUGGAAGAACAGGUCAGCACAACUGAAAGAGUAUUUCAAGACCGGCAGUAUCAGAUAGACGCUGCUAUUGUGCGAAUAAUGAAGAUGAGGAAGACUCUUGGUCAUAACCUCCUUGUUUCUGAAUUGUAUAACCAACUGAAAUUUCCUGUAAAGCCUGGAGACUUGAAAAAGAGGAUUGAAUCUCUCAUUGACAGAGACUAUAUGGAGAGAGACAAAGACAACCCCAACCAGUACCACUAUGUUGCAUAACAGAGAGGAAAUACUUAAAAAAAAAAAAUAAAAACAAACAAAUCUAAAAAAUAAAACCCGAAAUCAUCCACAUGUAUCUUCAGGACACCCGAAUACUUAUGCUGUUCCAGACUUUCCUUUUAGCAGAUUUCAGGUUGAUGUGUAUUAUUCAACCAGCUGCAUGCACUGCUGUGGAAAAGCAAAAUGACAUGUUACUGAUCAUCCUUGUCAAGACUCCUUACAAUGUUAAACGUCAUUUUUUAAAAUUUCUUCUAGUUACUCUUUUGUUCUUCUGGGUUCCUCAAAAUUUAGUUUUACAGUUUUGUUUAACACUGUCAUUGAAGUUGGAUGGAAAGGUAAAAUUACCUGUGUGAAAAAUACUUUUGUGAUGGAUGCAAGUCUGGUUUCUUCAUUUAUGUGUUCUUAACUGUAUCCAUGAAGACCCUAUAUGCUGCAUUCUUUAGCUACAAUGACAACUUGGGUAACUUUUUUAAAACCUUUAAUUGAUGAACAAUUACGUACAGGCAGUGUUGUUGAAAUACACUGCAUUUUUGAAAUUAUGCACCAUGAAUAUCCUUAAACUUGUGUUCAGUUAAUUUGCUUUCAAAUUACUAUAAACUUCAGUCUGGUUUGGAUAAAUCAGGUGUUGAAGUGAGAUCCUUGAAGUGCCAAGAGGACAACUGUGUUCAUGUGUGUAGUGAGUGGUUGGAUUAUUUAGCUAAGAUAUGGAUUAUUAUUUUAUUCCUACUUCUGGCUUGGGUGGCAAAGAGUAGAUCUGGGUCAAAGAGGCCCUACCUCAUUUUAGGGCAACUGGUGUUUAUCACUGUUUGUGUAAUUGCCGUAACAUUUAGUUUUGCCUUUAAAGUAACAUACAGGGAACCUACUGUACAGCGUGCUCCACUUUGAAAAACAAACUUUUUUAAAAAAUGGACUUGAUAUUGUGAAAGCAUUGUACUUUGUCUUGAAAGACUAAGUAUUUUGUGAGUACUUUGUUACAUAUUGUAUAUAUGUAAGUUGAUUUGAAUUAAAGAAUGAAAGACACUGUAGAUCUGUUCAAUAGCUGUAACUAUAAGGAAAACAUCUUUUGUGGUAAUACUUACAAGAGUGUUUAUUUUCUGGAUUUGCAUACUGGUGUGUUUCAUUCUGAAAAAGAGCUACCAAAGGAGUUUUGAUCAUGACAUAAAUGCGAAUUUAAUUGAGCAAUAUUUUCUUCAGAGAAACCUUCCUAAGUUCAUGUCACGUGGAUUUGUGCACCAGUUCAAAGGCCACCACCUCUUCUUAAAGUAAUGUUGAUAAGAGUUGACAUCUUGUGGAUUUACGUAUUAUUAAAGUCCUUGUUCUGUCA